Molecule: messenger RNA, 7122 nt
Organism: Gadus macrocephalus (Pacific cod)
Lineage: Eukaryota; Metazoa; Chordata; Actinopteri; Gadiformes; Gadidae
Product: transcription factor 20
Exons: 6
Coding region: 236-3043 (935 amino acids)
Biological process (GO): regulation of transcription by RNA polymerase II
Cellular component (GO): nucleus
Source: RefSeq, a predicted model, not a curated record
CUGUGAUGCGCAGCCGAAUGACACUACGGUACCCGCACACCUCACGCACUGUAGUAUUGUGUGUUCCGGGAAAAGUCUGUUGAUCUCAAAUUAAAUCCAUUGCCCUUUUCAGUGCCGUUCGUGCUUUGUAUACACAUAUGAAAAACUAAUGGUGUUAUGAACAUGAUGUUGGGUGGGGCGUGCCCUUGAAUCGGACGUUUCUAGCACCUGGAUCCCCCCCUGGCCGCCGGUUGCUAUGGACCAACCACCUGGGAGCUUGGAUGAUCUACAGCCUCAGGACUUGUCCACCUGCAGCAUUCCUUCUGUGGUUGACCUCACCCGAAAAAGUGAGGCUACCUCCCUCGAAGCCAUGCGUAUGGGGAAAAGCCCCAGAUGGUACCCUAACUCUGGGAACGGCAGAACUGGACUACCCCUCGCAGAAGCCGCCUCGUCAGACAGCGAGGUUCAAUCUGGAAAUCAGAUUCAAUCGGACAAUGCCUUUUCCAACACUACCGUCACCCUGUCCUAUGUGAGCCGCUCUCAUGUCUAUUCCUCUCAGGAUUCUAUGUCUGCGCACUCGUCUUUAUACAGCGUUCCUUCCAUCACCAAGUUCUCCCUUCAGUCUUCUUGUGAGACGGAGAACGGGCUCGGGGAGGGAGGCUUCGCACUGGGCCAACACUACCGACAGCACUCCGAUGGGCCCAUAGACCUUGCCACACAGGCACAACUGCUCCAGGCUUUGGCUCAGGCCCAGGUUGGGGAGAAGAACGAUGAGACGCAAUUGUGUCUAACGCAGCCAGGGUCUCGUGGGCUCAAUGGAGGACUUCUUUGUGGUGAAGGUGAGGCCGAUGCAUGCGUACAAGGCGCUUUGGAAAACAGCCUUUUAAUGGAAACUGAAAGCAGUCUCAGCUUAGAGAACGGUGGACAAUGUCACAACUGGCCUUCUUCGGGUCAUUCAUCAACCCACACAGGAGAACAUCAGAGAAGUGGGCAUUUGGGGUCCAACAAGCUAUUUCCUGUUUCUGGAACACAGGAGCCUUCAGGGGCUGGAGAUGGGGUAGCAGGUGGAAAGCAUGGCUCGGCUUCAGCCACCUCCCAGGACCAGGUCUCUGUCCCCUGUCCACAGGCCUCCAGACUACCCAGUGCUGCAAACUCCCAUCCAGAGGAGGCCGAUGAGGUCAUCUGGGAUGGGCUGGACACAGAAAACCCCAUGGAACCCUUUCCCUCGGAGAAGGCACAGUGUAGCGGAGACUGUCCACCCAGAUUAGACGCCAGUAUGGAAACCACGUCGCCUGCCCGUAAACGCAAAGCGGCGUCGCAGCCGACAGACAUGGCUUGUCAUGAAGAGUUUGUGAAGGAGGUUUCAGCCAGGGAUCCGCAGAACGAUAAGUCGGAUGUCCUUCCUCACAUCAAUGGAAACACAGAGACACUCCCAGGAAGUUCUCCGCCUAGGAGGAAACUGCCGGUGCGUCUUGGCCGGGGAACAAGACUGGAGGCCAUGGUCCUGAACAUCUGCCCCAGCGCGUACAAAGUACCCGUGCACAAUGGCAAGACCACAUCAAAAGCCACCAAGAAGGCUGCCGGUCCUUCUCAGUCACCCAGCACCCCUGGGAAGGAGGGCUACCCCACGGGAGGGCAGAAGAAGGCAUCCCCGGCGGCAGUGACGGUAAAACAAAAGGCAGGGAGUACAUCCAAUAUGGGGAAGACUGACGGCAUAAUCACUGACAAUUGUAAAGAUUCUACAUCCGAUUGUGAAAUCUUCAAGAAUUCCAAAAACAUGCACAACGGCACACCCUCAAAAACGCCAGCUUCUUGGUUCCCUGCUCAAGGAAGGUCCAAGCCGUUGUCUUCUGUUCCGCCCCAGAUUUACAGACCUGACCUCACUGCAGAGUUGGAACCAGGGGAGGUCGAUUUCCCUUACACUCUGCCCGAGGCCGGGGUGACUUUCGAGACCCCGAUUAAGUCUCCAAAGAAAAGCCCUCCCGUGAACAGGGGCGCGGCCCAGGGCUGCAGCAGCGUCUCCCCCAGAAAGGCAGCCGCCAGACCUCCAAGGAGGAGGCGCAAGGUUCCCCCCGGCGGCCCCGCCUCCUCCAUGUUCUCCCCCGCCGAGCCCGAGAUCAAGUUGAAGUACGUCACCUACAAGGAGGACCGGCGGGACCCGCGCUUCGACUCCUUCUCGCCGUUGGUCCGCACGCACCCACAGCGGCCGUCGGCGUCCUCGCCGUGUCUGUACAGCGUCAUCAACUACGCCGAGGACGACAGCUCGCGGCCGGACGGCCAGCCGCAGGGCGCCCCCGGGAGCGUCCUGUCGGGGAGGACGCCCGUCUCCUCCUGCCUCCGGCCGGGCCGCGUCUCCGUCCACGGGCAGCACCGGCGGGCCCUGGUCUGCUGCCUGUGCGGCGCCUCGGCCAACGCCACGGGCCUGGGCGACCUCAACGGCCCCUACUACCCCGACGGCUACCGGGCCACGGGCAAGACGAAGGCCAGCGCGUCGGAGACCAAAGCCAACGCCGAGGAAGAGGGCGGCGGCGGCGGCGACGAGGAGGAGGAGUCGAGCGACUCGGACUCGUCCGUGUCGUCCUGCAGCAUGCGGGGCGCCGGCGGCCGGCAGCGCGCGCGCCCUCCCCCGGGGUCGUGGCCCCAGAGAGGGGCCGUCCCACCGCAGCCGACGGAGGGCCCGGCCGCCAACCAGGCCCGGAUGGAGGGCGGCGGAGGGCCGGAGGCGGUCGACUGGUACAGCCCCCCCGUGGUGCCCCAUGAGCCCUGUGAGUACUGGCUGCACGAGGACUGCUGCGUCUGGGCCGCGGGGGUGUUCCUGGUGAAGGGCAAGGUGUACGGGCUAGAGGAGGCGGUCAAGGUCGCCCAGGCAACGACGUGCUCUGGCUGCCGGCGUCCCGGGGCCACACUGGGCUGUCUCCUCAAGGGCUGUCCCAGCAAGUACCACUACCGAUGUGCACUGGAGGCCGACUGUGCGCUGGUGGAGGACAACUUCUCCAUGAGGUGUAAAAAGCACAAGAACAAGUCGUUGAGAGCCCCCAGUGGGAACCGAAGAGAUGGCAGAUGACGGAGAGCAGAGGUCCUCUAAGGUGAGUGCAUCUGCUCCUCCCCCCCCCACCCCAGGUAACCAACAGCAACCAACAGGGGGGGGGGGUGCUCCCGGGCGACCUGAAGACGCCCACUCCGUCAGGACGCCGGCCGCAACGCUCGCAUGAAACGGCCGUGGAAGAAAAGAAAUGCACAACGACAGCGACCCCCGAAAGAACCUGGUUCCACCACCAGCCCUGCUCGGUGGUGGGAGACCGCCACUAACCAGCUCACUAACUAGCUGACAAAGCCCUAACCUGACCCAGCCCCCCCCCCCCACCCCAGUCCACCAGAAGGAGGGUGCACUUUACUUUGGUUUUUAACCAACACAUGCUGAAUUUUUGUAAAGUUUUUGGUAUCAAUUAUUUAAGCGGAAAGUGUAAGGAAAAAAAAAAAAAAAUAUGAUAUGGCAAUCAAAGAUAUUUAAUGAUUUAAAAGACUUUGUAAGUAUGCAAUUUUGAUUUGCUUAUUUAUUUUGUUUUUUUGUAUUUAUCUUUUUUUUCUUUUUUUCAGUUUCUUCUUUAAUUUUUACUAGGUUAUUGCGGAUUUUAAAAUCUGCCGGGAUAACCCAUCUCACCGGCUACCCAAGCGGCUGCUAGGGAUUGGUGCACACUCUGAGCCAAUCAGUAGCAGCGGUGGCUUUACCCGUGUUUAGUGCUGUCCCAAGUGGUUUGAUUUUAGUGUCCACUCCUGGUAACAAAACCCAUUCAUACGCAUUUUCAGAGGCCUCCCACUUUCAUACCGUCGGACAUGGAAUGAUGGAAUGUUCUGUCGUUUGGUUCAGUCUUUCUGAUGUACUUGUGGUGGGGUCUGUACCCAGACUCACUCGACCAGGAGCACAGGGGAGCAAGGCUUACUCUUUAUAGAAAUGGACCUUCGUUUGGCCAGCAGUCGUCUCCGUGGAGGGUAACAGGGGAGAGCAUUAACUUCUGAAAGCUGUUUAGCUUCACAACACCAGACCCCCACCCCCACCCUGAGCAGGAAGGAGUGGUGCUCUGCAAGAAGCACUUUGGAUCCAAAUAAAAUUGUGAGUGGGGGUGCGCCCUGUUUGGGCCUUUCUCUCCUGGUUCUCAGAAGGCUUCCACACGGAGGAUCUGAGUCAUCUCCAUCCACUGCUAUGGAGGCCCCAUCCUGACUCUAGAGGGGAGAGGUUUCCUGAUUCCUGCGUUGGCUAGAAAGCACUUUAUCCACGAGGCUUGAAUGUGUGCUCCUGUCGUAGGGUCAGACUUUUGUGUGUGUGUGUGUGGGGGGGGGGGGGGGCAUGGUGGUGUGUGUAGAUGCUACAGCCAUCCACGCCUUUGUAGUAUUGUAGUCUAAUCGCAUCGGAAGGCUGGUCUAGACUCUAGAUUGUAUAUAUGUAUGACUGCGUGCAGGCUGAGGUAUUCUCCGUAACUAACCUGAUUAAACCGGCAUUAUUCCAAUUGUCUGGGCCAUUUGCGACCGUGGUCAGCUUCCUGUGUUGGAACACCGGAUUGUAGGCCUGUUAGUCGAGCCUAACCAAAGGUUGCCUUGGUGAACAAAGUCCCUUGGUGUAGUAGUUAGCGCUCAUUCAAUUCAUUCGACCGCAAGGAGGAGUUACCUGGUGGCACAAGGGAAUGAAGGGGAUCUGAAUUCUGUCUGAGGCCUGAACCCAUCUCUGCUUCAUAUGGUGGUCACAUGGUCCUGGAAGAGCACACAGCCUUUUCUGGUCUCUACGUUUUGGGAGGGGAAUUUAUGAGUCCUGGACCUAGGGAGAAAGCUCAUCAUGUUUCGGCAGUGGAUUUGUUGUACCGACUGAGCUUCUGCAAGCACGAAGACCAGAGUUUACAACUCUUCGGGUUGAGUGUCUAGGCUGAGUUCUGUUGGUUCAUUCUCAUUUUAGCCUUUUUCUUUUCCUGACUGUUGUACAAUAUGUAUGUUCCCCAUACCUGUACAAACAAAAGCCUUAUCUCCCGCGGAGGAGAACACCUCCUUCUCCCCAGGGCUCACCAGCGACACUGCAACGACAAAUCAUUGGAUGUACAUCGCCUGCAAUGGACAUACUGAAGACGAAAGGACACUUUUCCAUCACCAUUCAUCUUCAGCUCUUGUUUCUGGGAGUCCUUUUGCAAGCAGAACGCCUUACCUGUGACAUACGCACACACACACACAGCCUGGGACCUGCAUGAGACUUCAGAAUCAGAGUCUUCUGUCUUGUCAAUCAGUAGAACGUUGUGUAGUGAAACACAGCCUCUAGGCAGUGUGGUUAACUGGCCACUAGGGGCAGCGUUGUACUGUGAGUUUCCCUGAAGGGCAAAUAAGAGACCAUCCGGGAACGGCUGCUUCUCUAUCAACUGCCAUUUUAUUUAAUUUUUCCCAGAAUAAAUAAACGGUUCCAGACGUCAACAAGCAGUUGCACUUCCAUGGUUAUGAAUUUAAGCCUUUCUCACUGCGAUGAUUUAUUUGAAAUGCAUUGUACCAAAUUAAAUUAUACUUUGUUCGGGGGGAGUGGUGGUAUGUAUGUUAUUCUAAUUAAACAUGUGUUUGGAUUAUAAUAUAUUGAGUGUCUAAAUCUCAGGGCCCACUUUACUUUUACCUCGGUUUUGUCUUUUCACCUUCUUGGUCUAUUAACAGCUACAGUGACUGUUUGUUUGCAUUCAUCUUAUCCGAAGCAAUGCCCCAUGUCUCACACAAACACACACCCACACACACAUUCCUGUGUGUGGCAGUGGAAGGUUCACACUGCCAAGCCAGAACAUCUUUUUUUAUUUGUUUCAUAUCGUCUGUUAAUACCUCUAUUAUGUGCUCAGACGUCAUUUAAUGAUUAAAUAUUUUGUCCAACCAUGUCUCCUUCUCCCAAGUCUUUCCUUAGCGGCAUAUAUUAAUGCAGGACCUUUGACCCCAUGGGCUGUUUCAUUGGCCAUUUGGUGGUGACUUGGUUGAAUGCUGUGAGAAACAUCCCUCAAUUCACAGUGGAAGAAAAUACAAACUUUUUAUUUGAUUCCUCUCAAAAUAUAUCUUUUCUCGUUUUACCCCGUCAGCCCAGAUCUUUAUUUAGUCACAGCUUCCUGUCCAGCCUUCAUUGUUAUUAUUCAGUGAUUGGUGACAGUUGCACAUAUUGGAUGAUAACUGGUCAACUGGUUCAGUUACUGUGUUUAUAAUGAUAUGAUGCAAGUGCUGGCAACCAGAACACUGUUUGUGAGUGUGUUUUUGAGCCUGUGUGAGUAUUUCAGUGUCUGGAUGGAAUAGAAAACCACACUUUUUUUAUUUUGUGUUUUUAUUGUUGACUAAAUGGGACUUAACAGGAAGACGGUUGUAUUGCAAAGACAACCGGAUAUGAGUUCUGGUGGUGUGUUCUUCUACUACCUAAAACUCCACUUAACUAAAAUAAUUAGGAUGGCUUCAAAAUAAGUCACUGGACAAAGAAAACACAGAUUACAGUUUGCAACACAUUACAUCAUGGUGGAAGUGGACGAAGUAGGCUACACAACCAAAGUACUUAAAGUACACAUAAAACCUACUGGACUAUAAGUGAAGUUACCUCGACCGGUUAUAUUGGAGUAUCCAAAAGUGCAUUUUUCUUUAAGUUUGCACGCUGCUGUAUGAUGGGUCCUCGAUGCAUUUAAAGAAAAUAUAGCCGCUCUCAUCUGUUGAAUCCCCUACCGAGUGAGGAGCACCAUAUGUGCAAAACAAGAAGCCUGAUGAGAAGAUGAAGGGGUUGACAGUCAAGACCUGAUCAGCUGAUAACCAAUCAACCGAUGCAUUCAUUGACGUAAGGAAGUGACGCUGAGAAACUGAAGACUUUUAACUCCAGUUCAGUUAAAGGGUUAAGUACUUUUUAAAAAUAAUUUAAAGGAGUCUAGGACAAAUCCUACUUGGUGGAGUCGUAGUUGAGUCAGUUUGAUGGCAGUUUGGGCAACUAGUGACCUCUGAGUGGUCACAACACAGACGUAGGAGUCGGACUACACCAUUUCUAAGAAUGGUGGCCUUUUCAGGGGGGAGGGCGGGUAUCUGGUACAUCUAUGAUCAUAUGAAACAAUGGUAAUAUACAGUCAAGAAAGAUCUCCAUUUUGCCUUGUAUGUAUUCGUCUCAAUGAGCUU